This is a messenger RNA of Dendronephthya gigantea, 1732 nucleotides long. RefSeq names its product kelch-like protein 12. Gene Ontology annotation, molecular function: protein binding. The record is from RefSeq and is a predicted model, not a curated record. Lineage: Eukaryota; Metazoa; Cnidaria; Anthozoa; Malacalcyonacea; Nephtheidae. Bases 17 to 1711 code for a protein of 564 amino acids. The transcript has a single exon.
CCCCGGGAAAGCAAAUAUGGCUGCCAAUGUGGAAAUUACUGCAUCUCGAUGCGUCUCAUCUGUCAAAGUUCUGUCAGUCCUGGCCAACUUUCGCCGUACGAAAAAGUUUUGUGAUAUAACCUUAAAGUGUGGUGAGCGAAACUUUUAUGCCCAUUCUUGCGUUUUAGCUGCGGUAAGCCCGUAUUUCCUUGGGAUGUUUCGCAGUAACAUGUCCGAAGUCUAUACUCAAGUCAAAUGUGUCGAUCUGGCUUUUCUGUCUGUCAGCCCGGCCGCAGUAAGCCUCGUCCUUGAUUAUAUCUAUGGCGAAGUUAUCGAAAUAGAGUUGGAAAAUGCGUUUGAAUUACUUGCUGUUGCAGAUUACAUGUUGCUCAAUCAGUUGAAGACGGAUGUUUGUCAAUUCCUUGCAGAUAAUUUAAGUUUAGAGAUGUCCCAUUUGUGCUUUGAGACCAGACGGGCUGCAGAAUUUUACGGGUGUAAAAAACUGUAUGAAACUGCAAACUGUUUUAUUAAUGCGAUGUUUUAUCGUCUCUCCCAGACUCCAUCAUUUUUGGAGUUAAAUUUAGGAGAAUUGGAAUCUUUCCUAGAAACUGAUGAGCUUUCAGCCAAUGAGUAUGAGCGAUUUGAGAGCAUUCUAAGAUGGGUGGUCUAUUCACGAGAGACAAGAUUUGAACAUCUUGAGGAGUUGCUGAAUGAUUAUGUCCAAAUCAAAGUCCUUUCCAAAGAGAGCUGUAAGGAAUUGUUGUGUCAAUAUGAUAUCACUGCAGGCGUAGUGGACAUUUUUGAUAAGGAGUUUUUUAAAACAACUUUGGAUGAAUCUUAUGAAGGGGGUGUUCCAGGGAGACAAGGACAGGAAGUGAUUUUAGUUUUUGGUAAUGAGAGUUGUCAAGCUUACACACCUGGGGUUGUUCCUUGGCAUCCAGUUACCCUCAUGCCCAAGAAGAGGGAACACUUUAAGGUCGUAACAUUGAAUGGUUUUGUGUAUGUUAUUGGCGGAACAAUAGACGAUAAGAUAACUUCCACUGUGUGGCAAUACAACCAUACCUACAACCUUUGGAAAACAGUUGCACCAAUGUUAAAAACAGCUGCAAGUUUUGACGUAUCUGCAUUGAAUGGUUUGCUUUAUGCAACUGGAGGUCCAAAUCCUGAAUACAACAUGCAAAUAUAUGACCCUCUCAAAGACGAGUGGUCCUUUGGCACGCCAAUGCUGGUCAAGCGGAUGUACCAUUGUAUGGUGGCAUUUCAGGAUAGGUUCCUGGUUGUUGUAGGUGGUAACACACCCACAACAGAGUCGCUUUAUUCUGUCGAGAAGUAUGAUACCCAUACAAUGACCUGGACUUAUAUGCCUCAGACAGUUAUCGGUCGGAUUGAGGCCAGCGCGGUUGCACACAAUGAUAAGAUCUAUGUUGUUGGUGGUUAUAGUGGUUCCUUCCCAACUGAGUUGGAGAGUUGCGAAGUUUACAGCAAUGCAACCAACGAAUGGUCAUUGAUAGAUAACAUGCUCACACCAAGACGGAAUGCUGCAGUAACCAUCUACCAUGGUAAUGUGUAUGUGCUUGGAGGUAAUUCUAAAAAAGGUUUGCCAAAUUUUGAGUACUUCUGUGAAACAACAAGAUGUUGGAAAACUGAGAAGUCAGGAAGCUUUAACUCACAGUGUCAAUGCUGCACUCUCACAAUGAGUGGCAAGCAAAUUUGCAAUUUAUAUGAGAAUUAGAUGGACUAUUAUUGGCAUCAA